Messenger RNA from Pipistrellus nathusii (Nathusius's pipistrelle), 1347 nucleotides. The record is from the annotation of a GenBank genome assembly. NCBI's taxonomy places the organism in Eukaryota, Metazoa, Chordata, Mammalia, Chiroptera, Vespertilionidae.
AUGGUUCCGCAGCUCCCCCCUGAGAUCCAGCUGGCGCAGCGCCUGGCAGGGAACGAGCAGGUGACCCGGGACCGGGCGGUGAGGAAGCUCCGGAAAUACAUCGUCGCCAGGACUCAGCGGGCUGCAGGUGGUUUCACUCAUGACGAGCUGCUGAAGGUGUGGAAAGGACUGUUUUACUGCAUGUGGAUGCAGGACAAGCCGCUCCUCCAGGAGGAACUAGGAAGGACCAUUUCCCAGCUUGUCCAUGCUUUUCAAACCACAGAGGCACAGCACCUGUUCCUUCAGACCUUCUGGCAGACCAUGAACCGCGAGUGGACGGGCAUAGACAGGCUGCGCCUGGAUAAGUUCUACAUGCUCAUGCGGAUGGUCCUGAAGGAGUCCUUCAAGGCCCUGAGAAUGCGGGCGUGGGAGGAAAGACAGAUUGAGCAGCUGUUGGAGCUGCUGACGACCGAGAUCCUGCACCCCGAUAGCCAGGCCCCCAACGGGGUGAAGAGUCACUUCAUCGAGAUCUUCCUGGAGGAGCUGGCCAGAGUGGGCGCCAGUGAGCUGACAGCAGACCAGAACCUCAAGUUCAUCGAUCCCUUCUGCAGAAUCGCUGCCCAGACUAAGGACUCCCUGGUUUUACAUAACAUCAACCGAGGCAUCUUUGAAACGAUUGUGGAACAGGCCCCGCUCGCCAUUGAAGACCUAAUGAAUGAAAUGGAGGAGGAGGAAGACGAAGAUGAGGAGGAGGGGGAGAUGUCAGACGAUGAUGGGCAGGAUCAGGGCGUUCCGCCCAAGAAGCUGUUUGAGAAGCCCCCUGAAGGCUCCCGUGGGGCUGCUCCGGGCCAGGCUGAGGAGCAGGGCGAGGACGAUGAGGACGGCACUGGCGCCGUCCUUCAGUUUGACUAUGAGGCUGUUGCUAACAGGCUGUUUGAAAUGGCCAGUCACCAGAGCACCCCUUCUCAGAACAGGAAGCGUCUCUACAAAGUGAUCCGAAAGUUGCAGGACCUCGCUGAAGGCCUCUUUCCUGAGGAGGACAUCCCGGAAGAAGCCCACAGGAAGCUGCGGGAGGGGAAGAAGGGGAGGAGGGCGAAGAAGCGAUCGCCCAAAUCCCAGCUGCAGAACAAGACAGGGAAAGGUGAACAGGAGGACCGGUGUGCAGACCUGAGUUCCAGAGUGGAGAGAAAGAGGCGGCAUCGGGGCCCAGGGGCUGACCGCGCUGCGCCCCAGGAACAGCCCGGGGGCCGUGGCAGGAGAGGCGCGCGCAAGAGGCGGCGGCAGCCUCAGGCAGGGGCCAGAGCAAAGGUGCCUGGGUGCCGGGAGCCAGGCGUGAAAAAGAAGCGGACACGGGAGAGCAAGAAAUGA